UAUUCCCGACGUGCACCGAGGUGCGGGGAGUGUCCUGGGCUUCCAGCAUUCCCAGUUUGUUAAGCAAAACAAUAAUUACCAGCCCGGUGGGUCCCGAGCAGCAGCAGCGGAGGCGGCUGUCCGCGCUGGCCAUGCUGCCAUGCCCCGUUCGCGGCUCAGGGAAAGGCGUGUGAGACUCCUGCUGCGCUUCUCCUGCUCGGAUCGCCCGGCCAGGUAUGUUUUUGUCUUGAUGGAUGUCACCCAAAGGACAAAGGGACUGCUCCUCCUUUUAGUGAGCUCCUGACAGAGCACUGCUAGAAACACCAGCUGCUCAGAUUCAUCUCUUCCGAGUAAAUGAAGAAAGUGACUAUGAAGGCACAGCAUCUGCCUUCUGUUUUCAUCAAUGAAGAGAAGUUCGUAACCAGAGAGCAGCUCAGUUCUCUUCUGAAGAAUUAUAACUCUUACUAUUCAGAUCAAGAGAAUCUGCAAUUGUCAUACAAGCAGCAGGAAGGAAGCACCCCCUUCAUUGAAGGAAUCCUGUCGAUAUUCUGGGGCGUGCGGCAUCCUAUCAGAUUAAAGAUUCAAGAUGAGAAGCAAAUACCCUCUUUUGUAACCCUGAAGUCAACAGAGAAUGUGGGCUUUUUCCCCAGUAAAAGGGGAAUGACUCGCUGGGGAGAGUUUGAUGACCUCCAUCACAUCAGUGGGGACACACUGAAAUCUACCGAGGAGCAGCCAGACCUCGAGCAAAGUUAUCCAUGCUAUGAAAGUCACACUCUCAGGUCCAGGAGGGAGGAGGAGCUCGACUGUGCCACCCUGCCCCGCACCAGCAGCGAUGCCGCGGCCGUGCGCAGGAGGACCAAGCUCCCCACCAUCACCAGGACAGAAGUAGAAACUCACAGGUUCUCUAUCAAUGGCCACUUCUAUAACCACGAGACAUCAGUUUUCACUCCGGCUUUUGGGUCAGAAACCAAAAUAAGAAUCAACAGCCAGAUGAGAACCAGACAAGUGAUAGAGCAGUUGCUUCGGAAGUUUAAGAUAGAAAACAGCCCCCAUGAAUUUGCACUUUACGUUAUCCAUGCAUCUGGAGAAAAGAAGCAGCUGAGGAGUAGAGAUGUUCCCUUGCUGCACAGGCUGCUGCAGGGGCCCUCUGAGAAGGUUGCCAAGUUCUUUCUCAUGGAUAGGGACGUGGAAGAGAUCAGCAGUGAUGUGGCUCAGUACAUUUCAUUCCAUCUUCCCUUCUUGGAAUCCAUUCUGCACAGAAUAAAUGAAGAGGAGAAGCAGGAGAUUCAACAGACAACUGCAAGGUACACACGAGAGAAGAGGCUGAUCCAGCAGCACCUGCGCAGUCGGAGCGUUCAGAAAACAGAGACCACGGUGUGAGGGGACAGCCCUGGAGAGCACUGGGAAUGCCCCUGGAACGCCUGGGCUGCUGAAGGACAGUCCUGCUGCCUUCUGGGCUGGGACUGAGCAGUGACAGUGCCCCGUGGGAGAAGUGUCCCCUCACCAUUAACCCCUGCAGCGCUGGGGUGCGGGCUGCAAGCACCCACGGAGAUGCACAUUGCCCAAAUUGCAGAUGCUGGCUCUGACUUGGAACUUGGGCAAAAACUCCCCUGAAAAGCCCAAGGCUUUAAAUCCUGCUGACGUGUGACCUGGCACCAAGAGGCUAGCAUAGAAAAUUGCUGCAAUAACCAAUGUGCUGAUAGAAAAUGUGCAAACUAGGAAUAUGGUUAUCCCUCUGUUAAAGAAAUGUUGUGUUAUAUCAGCAGAAAGCUUUUCAGUAGAGCCAAGUGGCAGAAGAUAUUUAUGUAUUUAAGACUGCAGGUAGGAUUUCCAUUUAAGUUAUAAAACAUCCAUGCAAGAUGCCUGAAAUCCACGGGCUUCAGGCUGGUGGAUGCUGAAACUGCUUAAGCUUUGAGCUGCUGUUAGAAAAACAUAACUGGAAACCCUCCCACUGAGGAGCUGCUGAGCUCUUAGCAAUGACAGGGAAUUUAUUGCUGAAAUACCUCGUGCACUGCAAAGUAAGAACUGACUGAACACUGUGGGGUCCUGAAAGGCACCUCAGUGGUUUCUGUAGUUGGAAUUGCUGAUUGUGUUCCUUCCUGAGUGUUCUGUUUGACAGGGAAUGGAGAUGCUCAGUGAGAGGCCGUGUGUCACAGCCAGGGAGGGCUGGGCCCACAGCUGCCCCAGGGAUGCAGUUUGGCUCCAGCCCAGCCCCACGCAGGGCACUGCAGCCCCUGCCAGGUCCUUCCUGGCUGAGCUGUGCUCCAUCUUAGAGCUCCAGUUACAGAGAUGUAAAUAAAAUAAAGCUGUGCACAGCUCCUUGUCCUCCUGCACUACCUGGUUGUCUUUACCUGGUGUCUGUGCCCUACCUCACUGCCUUUGUCUCAUGCAGGUAACAAAUGCUUGUGAGGGAGGAAAGGGAUGUGCAGAAUAUGUGGCCUCAAAAUUGUAUGGAGUAAAUCAAAUUGUAAAACUUUACACUGCCCAAAAUCCUGUUACUGGGAUGGGAAUUCAGAAAGUGAAGGUCAAGGUGCUGAUAUUGAAGCUCCUCAGGUUGCAGCAAGUGUGUUAUUUCAAAGUACAGUUUAUAAUCCUGCCCAGGAGAAUGGGUAGGGACAAGGGAGCACAAAGGGCAGAAAUAACAAUAACUCAUGGUUAAGAGGUAGGAAUUAAAUAGGCCGUUUUUGUCACCAUCUGAUGUUCAAGACUUGAAUCCAUUUCAAUUCUCUUGUCUUGCUGAAUUGGGACUGAAAACUUUGGGCAGACAGAAGUGUGGGGAUAGGACACAGAGCUGGUGCUGUUGGCCAGGAUUUCAGGGUGAGGGCAAUGGUGCUGUGACUCCUGCGGGGCUGGUUCUUUGUGAGUGCUGUGCUGUCUAAAUGAACCAUUUCUGACAAAAGCAGGCAGGAGCAGGGGAAGAAUCUCUUCCAAGGUAUUCUGGGACACUCAAGGAAACACAGCAAGGACACCCAGGUGACAGAGGAGAGGGAGGUCACUCAGGUUCGAACAUGAACCAUUAACCACAGAAACAGUGAUUACAGUCCAUAUCUUACCUGAAUUUGUGCAUUUGAUCUCAUUUGCACUUACACUUUAUAAGCUUAGGAUUUAAAAUGCCUCUCUUUAUCUUGUUCUGUGACUAUUUGGGAUAAGAUGAAAACAUUUCAUAUCACAGCCAAAUCCUGAAUUUCCAUCACUUAACUUAUUGUUUCAGUGGAUUUCCUUAUGGGGAUUCAGCCUCUCUCUGACCUAAAGGUGGCUUUUUGUCACUUGGUUUGCUUUAAAUGCUCCCUGUGCCCUUUGUGUCACUUGUCCAGCGAGGACCUUCCCAAUAACUGUGCAGCUCCUUAUGCUGACAGCAUUUUCUCACUCCUUUGGGUGAGUUCUGGACCCUGGAAAAAGGAAAAUCCCUGGGAGCAUCAGUGUCAGGAGGGUGGCUGGUGUGUCUGUGACACGUUCAGUGCUCAUUAGGCUGAGGCUGCACUCGCGCUAAUUAAUGGGCACGAGAGCAGCAGGCCGGGUUCGGCCGAGCUCGGCUCGGUUCGGCUGAACUCGGAGCCGCUCGCUGCAUUCGGAGCUCAGCUCGGUUCGGUUCGACCGACCCCGUAAUGUUCAGGAUGGUUCGACUGAUCUCGCGUUGGUUCGGCUUAUCUAGUUCGGUUCGGCUUAUCUAGUUCGGUUCGGCUGAACGCGGUUCCGUCCCGUUCCGUCCAGUUCACCUCAGCUAAACUGGGAUCGAUUCGGCAAAUCGCGGCCAGAGUCGGCCCUUCGGCUCCGCUCGGCUCUUCUCGGCCGCACUCGGCUGUUGUCGGCUCCACUCGGCCGCACUCGGCUCUUCGGCCGUCCCUGACUCUGCUCCGCGGUGCAAUGGCGGCCCGUGGCGGGGCGCCGCUCCCCGGCCUGAGCCCGUGAGGGGACAGAGCGCUGGCACAGCCGCCUCAGCCCGGGUCACCCUGGCCCUGCCCGGGCCCGCGUCCCCCGGAGCGCGCCCUGCAGCGCAGAACGCGGCCUCGGAGCCAGGAGCGGGGCCAAUGCCCUCGGCUCGGCAGCGGCGCCGGGAGGCGGCGGGCGGUGCCCUCAGGGCAGGAAAAAUCAUCAAACUCCUCCCAUCUUUGCCAAAAGCUUUGGUGUUUGGGCAGCCAAAGGCAAGAGGCCUCAGCACCAGGGCUCUGCUGGAGGGCUCUGGUCCUGCCCACGCUGUGGGUGAGCCAGGGCUGGCACAGGGAAUGGUGCAGGUGCUGGUGUGGCAGUGGAGCUGCUGCCCUUUGGAGCCAUUUUAAAGGCUGUCCUUGCUGGAGCACCCUGGUCCCUGCCAUCCCCUGGGACACAGAGGGAGCCCUGUCCCAAGUGGCUUUGGCACCUUGGCAGGAAUGUGGCAGCAGCCCCAGAGCAGCUGGAGGAGAAAACCUCCCAGCAGAGACAGAUUGCAAUGGAGGCCAGAGUUGUGUUUGGAGCAGGGAGUGCUGAGAGCUGCAUCUGCCUGUGCUGCCACAGCCUGAGCACAGCCUGGGAACAGCCUGGGAACGGGACUGGGGCAAUUUCUGAUGCCCCGGUGAGAAGAACACAAACUCAGCCAUUCAGCCUGACAGGCCCCUCCACCCAGAGCUCAGCACACAUCCUCAGAGCUAAGUCCAGCAUCCAAAGGGAAAAAACCCAAAAACCCAGAAGAAAAAGCACCAGCAGGGAAGGGACAAGAGGAUCCCUGUGGGAUGAGGCUGGAGAGAGCGAGCAGAGGAGCAGCCUCGGGCUGGAGAAGGGCAAAGGGACCAACAUGGUGUCACCAGGGCACCUGUGAGGAGCAGAAUGGACACCUGGAGGCCACAUGGAAGAAAGGGAUGCACAUCUCUGUCUUCAGCACACCUCCAGUGGGACCUACCUGUGAAAGCUUUCCACCACUUGUGCACUUGCAGCUGGAUCCUGAAAAACUCCAAACUCCAUCCCACUGAUUUCCAGGUAUCUCUGAGGGCUACUGCCUGGGAUUCAGUAUCUGUGGGGGAAGAUUGCCUUGGCUUCAAUGCUGCUGAUGGAUGGUGGCCUCAGGCUGGGCAGGAGGGAAGGGAUUUGGGGUGGCUGGGACAUAGCUGGCAGCUGUGGGGGAGCUCUGAACCGGGAAUUGCUGUGUGAGCCCCUGUGCAAACGGGCCGUGCCUCCAUUCCCAGGUAAUGCCAGCUGCUCCUUGGGCUCCUCCUGGGCUCUUGGUGCUCUGUGUGGGCUGGAGCAUUUCCACGUGCCUGCUCAGAGCAGCCCCUGGCCCAGGAGCCACGGUGCAGGCACAGCUCCUCCUGCAGAUCCCACAGACACGAGGGGCUGCUGCCUUCAGGAGCUUCUGGCUCCUCCUGCCCUGCGCUCCCAGCCCGCUGGGACACCCUGAGGGAACACCAAGGAGCACGGCUGGCAGCGAGCAGGAGACACCGAGGCCUCUGGGCCCAGAAACAGCCCCGGCCUCAGCAGCCACCUGAGGUCGCUUUGGCCUGGCAACGCUCACCUGCAGGAAACGCCCCCUGCCACUCUCCAGAGGAACUUCCCCACGGAGCAGGGUAACCCUCAGGACUUGUCUUGUUCGCUUCUUCCUGGGGAAACAACGGGACAUUGUGUGAGCACAUUUACAGCUGCUGGGUUAGUCCUGGAAAGGGCAGAAGAAUCAGGGUCAUGGGGAAGAGUUUGGUGCUGACAUGCUGAGUGCCAGCCAGUUCUGCCCUAGAGCCAUUGCAGGGGCUGGUGUGUAAAGCAGCAUUAGCAGAAGGGAAGGAGCUGCAUUUGUAGAGGAGGUCUCUUACUGGCAGCACUCACUCCCAUCCCACACAGGACCUUUGGAACAACCCUGGGAUUGGCUCAGGUGAUUGGAGCAGGGUGCUGAGAAGACCAAAAUUCUGUGUUCGAUGUGCAGCUGGGCCGGUCACUUCUCAGCAUUUGACUCGGUGAUCCUCACGGCUCUGGAAAUAAAGAACAAACAAUUGUCA
Molecule: messenger RNA, 5936 nt
Organism: Melospiza melodia melodia
Lineage: Eukaryota; Metazoa; Chordata; Aves; Passeriformes; Passerellidae
Product: ras association domain-containing protein 6-like
Exons: 18
Coding region: 334-1359 (341 amino acids)
Biological process (GO): signal transduction
Source: RefSeq, a predicted model, not a curated record